UAGUAAUGCGGCGGCCCUAUCGCUACCACCAAAUCGAUCGUUACCCUGUACAUUUCAUGGACAAUGUAUUUUUCUCGGAAACGUAUCACAAACAAAAAGUAGGAUACGUAACAGUUCCGAGAACGAGGCGUCUGAGCCACAAGGCGAGGGAAGCAAUCACAAAUCAAGUAAGCUGUUUGUGGCAGUUGUAACAUCAACCAUAACACAGCUAAACAACUAUCUUACAAGAUGGACACUGAAGACGACUUGGAAAUAAAUGUGUUGAAGAUUUUAUCUGCCCAAAAACGAUGUGAAUUAUCAUUGCUGACAAUCUUUCAGUCCCUGAAGAAGAUGAAGAGUAGAAGUUUGGAUGAUGCUACUCAACUAAAAAGGAAGCUGGAAAAUUUCCCAAGUGUAGUGGUAGUAUCAGAGGGCGAAAGCCUAUUAUCCACUUCUGCUAGAAUUGAAAUUAGCCUUGCAGUUUGUAAGAAACAUGUUAUGAAUAGAGGGACGUGCUCCAGUGGUGAAAACUGUGGAGAUUUACAUAUUUGCAAGUAUUUUCUGCUCUCUGGCGUCUGCAGAAGCAAUAACUGUAUUUUUGGUCACAACCUGAAUACUCCCCACAACCAGAGAGUUCUUCAACCUUAUGGACUGGACAAGCUGAGUCUAGAAAACUUGAGGAAUAUCUUCAGGUGUCCUUGGAACAGGUGUGUAGUCACAACGCCUGAGCUUUGUCACAAGUUUCAACAAAAAAACCUGCAAGGACUCUCCAACGAAGUGUUUCCGUAUGCAUUUAUGUCCAGAUUACAUUUCUGGAUCUUGCACACGUGGAGCGGAUUGUGAAGGGCACAGUAUCUUAGAGAAGAGUGUCACUGAAAUACUCGAGAAGCACGGUCUUGAUACCCAGACACCUGAAGAGGAAGUUCUUGGCGAUUUACGAGAACUUGAUUUGUCUCCUUUACCCCUUUCUAGAAGCAAAUCAGAAAGUCAUCUUGCUUCAUCCGGAAUAAGAGGAGGAAGAAGUAACAGAGGUAACUCUGGAAGAGGAAUCCAAAGAUGCCGUGGACAAGGGAAACAGAUGAGGGGUAGAGGAGUGAGAGGAGAAAGGGAUGGAAGGGGAGGAGGGGGGAGUCAGACCGCCCAGCCAAUGAUGGGGCAGGCUCCCUUAACCCAACCAACAGCAGAGCCAUAUGAACAAUGUAAGCCAUUUUCAUGGUCGCAAAUGGCUUCACAAGCAGCUGCACCAUACUGUAAGCAGUAUGGUGUCACGCAGCGUCAACCUCCUAGAGGAUGGGCCCAUCCACAACCAGGCCCCUCUUACCAACAGGAUCAUGCGUCUCAAUACCCACAGCAACUUAGUAGGGAGGGACCUUUUCCUCAAACUAGACCAGGACCCUCUUACCAACAGAAUUAUGAGUCUCAAUACCCAAAGCUACCUGGUAGGGAGGGACCUUUACCCCAAACUAGACCAAAGAAACGGACAAAUAAAGACCAGAAAGCACCCGUUGAAAUAAAUACCGAUGAAAUUUGUAUGCAUAAAUUUCGAAAGUGCCAACGGGGUGACAAAUGUGGAAAACACCAUCGACCAAUGAUCUACCAAUGGCAGCAUACAGAGACUGAUGUACAAGGACAGCAGGCAUGGAAUGACUUUGAUAAUGCCACCAACACUGAACUGGAGAAGACGUACUCUGACCCGGGAGAAGAAUGUUGUCCUGUUGCCUACAGGAAAGGAGAUCUUGUCCGUGUCAGUUUUGAGGAAAUGACAGGCUUGAGCAAGAAGACCAAGAUCUCACUGCGGCGACUGUCCACUCCGUCAUCCAAUUCUCCCAGGAUGCAACCUUCACUGUAUAAGUGGGCAACUCAAUGGCGAUGGUACUGGGAAGACGACUCUGGAACUUGGAUGGAAUAUGGCAAAACGGCAAAGGCCUAA
Haliotis rubra (blacklip abalone) is the source of this 1909-nucleotide messenger RNA. RefSeq lists its product as uncharacterized. The transcript is spliced from 5 exons. Lineage: Eukaryota; Metazoa; Mollusca; Gastropoda; Lepetellida; Haliotidae. Bases 767 to 1909 code for a protein of 380 amino acids. The record is from RefSeq and is a predicted model, not a curated record.